Molecule: messenger RNA, 1104 nt
Organism: Stylonychia lemnae
Lineage: Eukaryota; Ciliophora; Spirotrichea; Sporadotrichida; Oxytrichidae
Source: the annotation of a GenBank genome assembly
AUGGCUGCAAAUAGAUUAGGAUUGACUAUCCUUGGUUAAGAAAGAUAUUAAAUAUAAGGAAUUCUUUCGGAUAAUCCAUAUGGAGUUUCUUAUAUAGCAUAAAAAUUAGAUGAUCAGCAAAGAAAGAUAUAAGGAAAAAGAGUAGCACUUUAAAAAUCAAAAAUCCUAAAGAGAUUGAAUGAUGAGAAGAAACCAUUAAAUACUUCUGAAAUUGCUUUUAUCAUGCUCCAAUUACUCGAAGGAUUAGAGUAUAUCCAUAAUAGUGGCUUUAUUCACAGAGAUAUAUCACCAGAUAAUUUAUUUGUCUUUAAUGAUGGCAUUAUAAAAAUCGGUAAAUUUGAUAUUGCUACUUUCGGAAACAAAGAUUAAAUUUCUCCUGGUAAACGAUUGUAUAUGGCUCCAGAGAUUUAGAUUUAUUAUAAAGAAUUUCCAUCUCCAUCUCCCAUUGAUAAUUCGGUUGAUAUUUGGUCUCUUGGAAUUUUGUUCUACUAUUUAAUGAUGGGAAAAGUUACACUUGAUUAUGAAAGAUUUAAUGAAUAAAGUAUAAAUAAACUUAUUUAAUAAAAAAAAUUAGAAGUAUAAUUGCCUGAAUAAUACUCUCAAUUCCAAGAAAUUUUCAACAAAAUGACAAAAAUUUAGCCUAAUCUAAGACCUACAAUUGAAGAGUUGAAAGGAGAAUUUCUAAGACUUAUUUAGGAUAGAUAAUAGUACAACAAAUAUUAAUGCUAUGCUAUGAAUUACUAUUUCAAUCAAGUAAAAUUAAGUGUUGGAAAUUCUAUGUAAUAACUUAAAAAGUACGCAGAAUUUCACUUUUAAAAUAAAUAACUUUAAACAAGCAUUUUAAUGUAGACUUACUAACCAGCAAACAUAUCUCUAAAGAUUAGAGACUCGUUUGAUGGAUAUCAAAUUUUAGAUCAAAUCGCUCAUGGGUUAAAUGCAUCAGUUUUCAAAGCCAAAGAUUUGAAAAAUAAUAAAAAUGUUGCUUUUAAGCAAUAAGAUCUCUCUAUUUUAAACUUUCGCAAAGGCGAAGAUCUUUCUAAUGAAGUACUUAGAAUUAUGAGGGAAAUUAGCAACUUUUCAACUCAAGCAUCCAAAUAUUGUUGA